GUGGUAAGCAUCACGUGAGCUUUCUGCCUUUCAUCAUUCUUGUUCUUGUUGUGGUGGUCCGUUAAGAGAAAGGGUAGGAGGACCAGGAUAGUUAUUAUUAUAAACACAUAGAGCAACAUGGCAGGAUCAGAGACACACAUUGAACCCAAGGAGCUAGAUAAGUGGAUAGCUAAGCUUGAGGACUGUAAGCAGCUAGAAGAAAAUAAUGUCAAAAAUUUGUGCGAGAAGGCAAAGGAGCUAUUAUCACAAGAAUCUAAUGUUCAAGAGGUAAAGUGUCCAGUCACAGUCUGUGGGGAUGUACAUGGUCAGUUUCAUGACCUCAUGGAGUUGUUCCGCAUUGGAGGAAAGAGCCCCGACACUAAUUAUCUUUUUAUGGGCGAUUACGUUGAUAGAGGGUAUUAUUCUGUAGAGACUGUCUCUCUCCUUGUUGCUUUAAAAGUCCGUUUUCCAAAUAGAAUUACUAUACUUAGAGGAAAUCAUGAAAGUAGACAAAUCACUCAGGUAUAUGGUUUUUAUGACGAGUGUCUCCGGAAGUAUGGUAAUCCUAAUGUUUGGAAGUACUUCACUGAUCUCUUUGACUACCUACCUCUCACUGCAUUAGUUGAUGGACAAAUAUUUUGUCUUCACGGUGGCCUGUCGCCAUCAAUUGACACUUUGGAUCACAUUCGAUCACUUGAUAGAUUGCAAGAAGUUCCACACGAGGGCCCAAUGUGUGACCUCUUGUGGUCUGACCCUGAUGACAGAGGUGGUUGGGGUAUCUCCCCUCGUGGAGCCGGUUAUACCUUUGGACAGGACAUCUCUGAGAAUUUCAACCACAACAAUGGCCUAACACUUGUCAGCAGGGCUCACCAGUUAGUCAUGGAAGGUUACAAUUGGUGUCAUGAUCGGAAUGUUGUCACCAUUUUCUCUGCCCCCAAUUACUGCUAUCGUUGUGGAAAUCAGGCUGCCAUCAUGGAGCUAGACGACGGUCUUAAGUACACAUUCCUCCAGUUUGAUCCGGCUCCAAGGCGUGGUGAACCACUAGUCACUAGGCGUAUACCUGAUUACUUUAUGUAAUUGAGUCUCUCUCCUUGGAAGUCACUUUAAUCCACUCACACUUUAGUGAGUGCAUCUAAUGUGGUGCAAUGCAUGACUUGACUUUCUGUUAUUAUUAAGCCUCUUUCUCUCUCUUCCUCUCUCUCUCACUCAAAGUAUGUGUCUUGCUCUUUUACAUAGUUUUAUGAUAAAUGAACAUUUUAAAAUACAAUAAUAAUUGUUAGGAGUCAUUAUGUUUUAUGUUUCAUGUGUUAAUUAUUUAUCACUGAUUGAUGGUCACUUGGAAUACUCUC
Messenger RNA from Amphimedon queenslandica, 1328 nucleotides. Its product is annotated as serine/threonine-protein phosphatase 2A catalytic subunit beta isoform. Gene Ontology annotation, molecular function: protein serine/threonine phosphatase activity. The coding region runs from base 118 to 1056 and encodes 312 amino acids. The record is from RefSeq and is a predicted model, not a curated record. NCBI's taxonomy places the organism in Eukaryota, Metazoa, Porifera, Demospongiae, Haplosclerida, Niphatidae. The transcript is spliced from 9 exons.